Molecule: messenger RNA, 3077 nt
Organism: Corapipo altera (White-ruffed manakin)
Lineage: Eukaryota; Metazoa; Chordata; Aves; Passeriformes; Pipridae
Gene: TCF4
Product: transcription factor 4
Exons: 21
Coding region: 479-2611 (710 amino acids)
Biological process (GO): regulation of transcription by RNA polymerase II
Cellular component (GO): transcription regulator complex
Molecular function (GO): RNA polymerase II cis-regulatory region sequence-specific DNA binding; protein dimerization activity; DNA-binding transcription factor activity, RNA polymerase II-specific
Source: RefSeq, a predicted model, not a curated record
UUUUUUUUUUUUUGGAUUUGUUUGUUUGGGGGUUUUUUAAAUUUUUUUUUCGAAAGGAAGGACGAGUCCCCGAGAGCCGCGGCGCCGCGAGCCCCUCACCAUGUGUCUGUAAAAAACAAUAGGGCAAAAGUUGUCGGACCUUCUUUUUUCUUUUUCUUUCCUUGUUUUUUUUUAUUAUUAUUUUUAUAUGUAUUUUUUAAUUUAUAAUUUUUUUAAUGGCCCCCCAAAUCCCAACAAAGCCAGGUGUAGGGUGCCUGUAAAAGCUGUGGAAUAAGCCGGAGCGGGACUGACACUUUCCCUACUUUUUGGUGGUUUCGGAGGGUCACACACGUGUGAGACAAUAAAGCACUUUGGCAGAAGAUUCCUCUCUUUUUAUUUUGAUUCUUUUGAUUCCUUUUCUUUUUUUCCUUUUUUCCCCCCCCCUUGGAAUAUUGUGAACAUAUUUGUGGCCAUUUAAGGUUUGUGUGAUUUUGCUAAAAUGCAUCACCAACAGCGAAUGGCUGCCUUAGGGACGGACAAAGAACUGAGUGAUUUACUGGAUUUCAGUGCGAUGUUUUCACCUCCCGUGAGCAGUGGGAAAAAUGGACCAACUUCCUUGGCAAGUGGACAUUUCACUGGCUCAAAUGUAGAAGACAGAACCAGCUCAGGGUCCUGGGGGAAUGCAGGCCAUCCGAGUCCAUCCCGGAACUAUGGAGAUGGGACUCACUACGAUCACAUGGCCAGCAGAGACCUCGGCUCCCACGACAAUCUCUCUCCUCCCUUUGUCAAUUCCAGGAUACAAAGUAAAACAGAACGAGGUUCCUACUCAUCAUACGGACGAGAUUCCAACUUACAGGGCUGCCACCAGCAAAGUCUCCUGGGAGGGGACAUGGACAUCGGCACCCCCGGAGCGCUGUCCCCGUCCAAGCCCGGCUCCCAGUACUACCAGUAUCCCAGCAAUAAUCCGCGCCGGAGGCCUCUGCACAGCUCCUCCAUGGAAGUUCAGACAAAGAAAGUUCGGAAAGUUCCUCCGGGUUUGCCGUCCUCAGUUUAUGCUCCCUCAGCCAGUACUGCCGACUACAACAGGGAUUCUCCAGGUUAUCCCUCCUCCAAACCAGCAACCAGCACUUUUCCCAGCUCCUUCUUCAUGCAAGAUGGCCACCACAGCAGCGACCCCUGGAGCUCCUCCAGCGGGAUGAACCAACCUGGCUACGGGGGAAUGCUGGGCAACUCUUCCCACAUUCCCCAAUCCAGCAGCUACUGCAGCCUCCACCCGCACGACCGCUUGAGCUACCCAUCCCACUCCUCAGCCGACAUCAACUCCAGUCUUCCUCCGAUGUCCACGUUCCACCGGAGCGGGACCAACCAUUAUAGCGCCUCGUCCUGCACCCCCCCGGCCAACGGCACCGACUCCAUCCUGGCCAACAGAGGAAGUGGGGCAGCGGGAAGUUCGCAGACUGGUGAUGCCCUGGGGAAAGCACUCGCCUCUAUCUAUUCUCCAGAUCACACCAACAACAGCUUUUCAUCAAAUCCUUCAACUCCUGUUGGUUCUCCCCCUUCUCUCUCAGCAGGAACAGCUGUUUGGUCUAGGAAUGGAGGUCAAGCGGCAUCAUCUCCCAAUUAUGAAGGUCCCUUACACUCCCUGGUUUCGCGCGCCCGGAGCGGCCCUGGAAGUCUCAUCCCUAUGGAAGUCGCGUGGUGGAGCCGGGGCGGGGAGGGUUGGAGGUGCUCCCAAGAGGGAAGUGGGGUGUUGGGAUCUACUGGAAAGGGGAGCCGGAUCGAGGACCGGCUGGAGCGGCUGGACGACGCCAUCCACGUGCUGCGGAACCAUGCGGUGGGAGCGGCGCCCAUGGCCGGGGCCCACGGGGACAUGCAUGGGCUGCUGGGCGCCCACAACGGCGCCAUGGCCGGGCUGGGCGCCGGCUACGGCACCGGGCUGCUCUCGGCAAACCGCCACUCCAUCAUGGUGGGAGCGCACCGGGAGGACGGGGUGAGCCUCCGCGGGAGCCACUCGCUCGUGCCCAACCAGGUGCCCGUCCCGCAGCUUCCCGUCCAGUCGGCCACGUCCCCGGACCUGAACCCGCCCCAGGAUCCCUACAGGGGAAUCCCGACAGGACUGCAAGGCCAGAGCGUCUCGUCGGGCAGCUCCGAGAUCAAAUCUGACGACGAGGGCGACGAGAACCUCCAGGACACCAAGUCUUCGGAGGACAAGAAACUGGAGGAUGACAAGAAGGAUAUCAAAUCCAUUACUAGGUCAAGAUCUAGCAAUAAUGACGACGAGGACCUGACCCCGGAGCAAAAGGCGGAGCGGGAGAAGGAGCGGCGCAUGGCCAACAAUGCGCGGGAGCGGCUGCGCGUGCGCGACAUCAAUGAGGCCUUCAAGGAGCUGGGCCGCAUGGUGCAGCUCCACCUCAAGAGUGACAAGCCCCAGACCAAGCUCCUCAUCCUCCACCAGGCCGUGGCCGUCAUCCUCAGCCUGGAGCAGCAGGUCCGAGAACGGAAUCUGAAUCCAAAGGCUGCGUGCCUGAAAAGAAGGGAAGAAGAGAAGGUCUCCUCGGAUCCGCCCCCGCUGUCCCUGGCAGGGCCCCACCCUGGGAUGGGAGAUGCCUCCAAUCACAUGGGACAGAUGUAAAAAGGUCCAAGUCGCCGCGUUCCUGCCUGGAAAAGCGAGAGACCACUUCCUUAUCCGCUGUAUUCUCUUAAAUCCCACAGAAACACUUCUCCUUGCGAAACCCUUUUGUUUUGUAAGAUAAGACAAGUCUGAGCAGUUCUGAAUCCCAGACGCAAGAGAUUCCAGCAUUCCCGAGGGAAAAAAAACCACAAAAAACCCACGGAACCCAACGAGAAAAAAACGAAACAAAAAAGUGCAACUUUUGGAGGGAUGACUCUCUUUGAACAUAUCAAGCAGAAUGUCCAACUUGGAAUUCCGAGACUGAAUGGCAAUCUUUUUCCACACUGUGGGACAAUGCAUUUGUGCCUAAAAUUCCUUGGUUUUUUUUUGGGUUUUUUGGGUUUGAGGUUUUUUUUUUCGUUUUUGUUUUUGGGGUUUUUUUGGGGGGUUUUUUUUGGUGGUUUUUUGGUGGUGUUUGGGGUUUUUU